Messenger RNA from Cannabis sativa, 876 nucleotides. Its product is annotated as putative lipid-transfer protein DIR1. Gene Ontology annotation, molecular function: fatty acid binding. Gene Ontology annotation, biological process: systemic acquired resistance. The coding region runs from base 387 to 698 and encodes 103 amino acids. The record is from RefSeq and is a predicted model, not a curated record. NCBI's taxonomy places the organism in Eukaryota, Viridiplantae, Streptophyta, Magnoliopsida, Rosales, Cannabaceae. The transcript is spliced from 2 exons.
UUUUUUUUAUAAGACAUGAAACAAAAAGAUGAAUUUACAAAGGCUUAUUCAAGUUUCUGUAUUAAUUAUAUGUCAAAUCGCCAUAUGUAUGUAAAUUAACAAAGACAAUUAACACUUGUAUUUGUGAGGUUUGAUAAUUUGUGAUCUAGUGCGACACAACUUUAGAAUAAUGUGCCAAUUCAUUAGUGGACAUGUGCUGUUCAGAACCACGACUUUUCUAUUAUGUGGUUCUUUUGUCCCGUGACCUCUCCCACAUGGCUAGGUUCACAUGACAAACUAAACAUAAUAACAAAACAUUUAAAAAUCCUAUGAAGCUCUCCUAUAAAUAAUAUUGUCGAAUGUAAGCCCCUCAGAGUCUUAGUUUAGGCAGAUAGUUAUACAAUAAAAUGGCCAAGAGCGGUUCUAAAGUAGUGGUCUAUUGGAUACUUCUGGCUAUUUUCAGCAUGAUAUCAUUGUUGGGGAGUACCAGUGCUGUAGUUUUGUGCAACAUUGAAUCCAGCAAGCUUGCAGUAUGCCUACCUGCAUUGCAAGGUAAAUCACCGGAUGAGCAAUGUUGUGCUCUAAUUCACCAGGUCAACUUGUCGUGUCUUUGUAAGUACAAGUCUGCACUUCCUGCAUUCGGUGUCGACCCUGCACGAGCUGUUGAACUGCCUCAGAAAUGUGGCCUGAAAGCACCACGGGAAUGCCAAGUGGCUUGAAGCAUCAGAGAGAAACAGCUGAAAGGAAUUUGCCCGUUGGAAUAAUUCAGUGUCGCACGAUUGUGAUCUCUUGCAUUUUAUCUUAUUUAAUAAAAGUGAUUCCUUGUCAAGAUUAAAUUUUGCGAAAUCAACUUUUAAAGACGAUGUUUGUCUAAUGUAAUAUUUUCUUCAUGAGCGA